UGUCCGGUCUUGGUUAUAAUUAUGAGAAAAUAUUUGCAUAAUUGACCGUGUUUCUAAAGGAUUUUGUCGUUUUUACGUCUGCAUUGCGAACAAUAUCUUCAAUAAUUCGUGGAAGUUAUUGAAAACGUUUUAUAACCUCAGGAAUAGUUUGUGUUUGUAUUUAAAAUGUACUGCGUUUGAAUAAAACAUAAAGCAAGGACAAAAAUGCAUUAAGACACCACAAUUUUCAAUUUACAAAUGUCGCCUUUAAAAUGUGAGUGAGAUGCUGUUCACGUUCGUUCAUAGAAAACUCCUAAACAACGGGCUCAAAGGAACAUAUAAAUUAAUGCAUUAAAGAAAACGUGCCGCUAUAAACUAGUGUAAUCUUCGUCACAACUAACAUUUAGACUCUAGUGUCAGAGUGGGAGUCUCUGCUGGACUGCUUAAUCUCCCACACAGUGUGGGAAACGUCAUCUCUACAAAAGUCUGUUUAAUUCGAAAUACCUGUAUUAACUCGGAGGAAGUGGUAUUGUACGGAACAGCAGUAUGAAUGGUGCUAAUCGUGACGGAAGACGUCGAAAAGCAGCACGUGAUCUUGACAAGGUAGAAACCUGUACCAAGCUGAUAACCGACGAAUACCUGGAUAUACUGACAUACUCUAUUUAAAUGUUUAAUGAAAUACUACAACUAUUUUACAGUUUACUACACUGAGUAAGGUGACAUCGGUACUUCAGUGCCCUUAAGUAGUUACCUGUGUGGAUUAGCAAAGGAUUUAAUACCACAUCGGGUGGGUAAAAGGGAUCUUGCUUAUGGUUGACUAAGGUCAUUAGCAUCCCAUACUGUCACUGGAACGUCACGGUGAAGUCAUUUUCAUGCGGAUGUAUACAGAGAAGUGAGGUGUCGCCUUGAAUGCUGACAAGUUAUUAUGCUGGAGUAUGUCUCACCGGCAUGCACUCUGCUGUGAUAUUGUGAUUAAAACUGUUCAAAUAUGAGUUUGGAAAUCGUGGUGAAAAGUAUUAACAUUUUGGAUAUCGUUGAAAACAGCAUCGACGGUUUGGAUAUCGUGGUGAACAAUAUCAAUAAUUUGGAUUUUAAGGAAAACAGUAUUGACAGUUCGGAUAUUGUGCAAAACAGGAACAUCAGUUUGGAUAUCGUGGUAACCGGUUUCACUAGUUUGGAUAUCGUGGCAAACAACAUCAACAGUUUGGUUGUCGCGGAAAACGGCUUCUAGUAGUUUGAACUGUAGACUUUCCACAGUGUGAUAUGAUGCCGAUCAUGUCCGAGCGAAAUGACACCUUACAAAGAUUGGCAGCAUGGGACACCAGCCCUAUAGUGACCAUUCUGGACAUCAGUCUCGAUAAUCUCACCAACAGCUCAAUUUCAGAGGAGGAACUCCUUCUUGCUCGUCUGGGACCAAGGCGGAAGGAUCUGACAUCGGUUGUAUUUUUAUUGGUCAUCUAUUUGUUGAUAUUUGUAUCCGGGACGUUUGGGAAUAUCUGCACGUGCAUUGUGAUAAUUAAAAACCACUACAUGCAGACCACAACGAACUACUUCCUGUUUAGCCUGGCAGUAUCUGAUGUUCUCAUUCUGAUAUUUGGACUGCCACAAGAGGCAUAUACAAUAUGGGAGGCAUAUCCGUGGAGAUUUGGAAAGGAGUUCUGCAUAUUCAAAGCGAUGCUGUCGGAAGUGACGUCAUAUGCCUCUGUUCUGACAAUCACAGCAUUCACAGUGGAACGAUACGUCGCCAUUUGCCAUCCAUUAAAAUCCCAUAAAAUGACCGACCUGGGACUGACCAUUAAGAUCAUUAUUGGUAUCUGGAUAUUUUCCUUACUUUGUGCUAUUCCAUAUCCGAUCCACACAAGAAUAUUUUACUAUGUGAACUAUCCUGGUACGAACACGCCGAUUCCCGAUUCGUUAUCGUGCAAUAUUCCUCCGCAAUGGCAGGCGCGGAUGGGGAUAGUGUUUCAAGUGUCUUCUUUCCUUUUCUUCAUCAUCCCGAUGACACUCAUCACCGUCCUUUACAUUAUGAUCGCCGUCACACUACGUCGAACUACUCUGAACAGGGCAGGAUCGGAGGAUUCAACUCGGGGCAACGGGACAUCAUCACAUUCCAUAAAAGUAGUUCUCAGGAUGUUAGUUGCUGUCGUUGUGGCCUUCUUUGCCUGUUGGGCGCCCUACCAUGCCCAGCGGCUUAUGACACUGUAUAACACGAACUGGACACAGCUCUUACUCGAGGUCCAGAGUCAUCUCUUCUUCAUAUCAGGUAUUCUGUAUUUCGUUGGGUCGACUGUGAAUCCUAUAUUGUACAAUGUGAUGUCUAAACGGUACAGACAAGCUUUCAAGGAAACAAUUUGUUGCUGCAUUUGGAAAAAGUCUCUUAGUAAUCAAAGAACAUUUAUGAGUUACACCGGGAUACUACAAAGGACCUGUAGCAUCUCACUUCCGGAAAACGUCACCGGAUUGGAGAGGAUCCGGCUACGAAGACUCCAUAGUAGAAAAUGGUCGUUCGCGUAUAAGAAGCAUGGCUCCACCUCCUUACGACGAACAAGUAAAGUUGCUACAGGAUCAGACACUGGAACCUGUAAGUAAUGGACACAUUUCCGAUCUCUCUAAAAACGGUAACAAAGUGACGGAACAUUGUCCAACAUGUUCAGGUAACAUGUGUUCGGUGAAAAGAAACCAAAACUCUAUGGUGAGAGCAGGAACGCCUGGACAUCAGACUGAACUAUUAGAUAUGAAAAGGCCAAAGUUGUACCCGACAGCCAAGCUAAAAAAAGUCCAGAAAAUGGGUACGUGUGUAUAGCUAUUAGGAGAAACGUCCAUCUGAAUAGUGCUAUAGUAUGUGUAUGUGUUCUAUAGAAAGUGUUUACCUGUUUUCAAAUCCUUUGGAUAAACGAUGUGUGAUCUUCAAUACCGUCGACGUUAAGAUGAUGUACUCACAAUAUAUUGUAGAAUGUUGAACAUUCAACAAAAUAAAAUGUUAACUUACACAA
This is a messenger RNA of Pecten maximus, 2972 nucleotides long. Its product is annotated as neuropeptides capa receptor-like. Gene Ontology annotation, cellular component: plasma membrane. The coding region runs from base 1243 to 2568 and encodes 441 amino acids. The transcript is spliced from 5 exons. Gene Ontology annotation, molecular function: neuromedin U receptor activity. Gene Ontology annotation, biological process: neuropeptide signaling pathway. NCBI's taxonomy places the organism in Eukaryota, Metazoa, Mollusca, Bivalvia, Pectinida, Pectinidae. The record is from RefSeq and is a predicted model, not a curated record.